Messenger RNA from Anguilla anguilla (European eel), 4346 nucleotides. RefSeq names its product RAB3 GTPase activating protein subunit 1 (gene rab3gap1). Gene Ontology annotation, biological process: positive regulation of GTPase activity. Bases 1 to 2958 code for a protein of 985 amino acids. NCBI's taxonomy places the organism in Eukaryota, Metazoa, Chordata, Actinopteri, Anguilliformes, Anguillidae. Gene Ontology annotation, molecular function: GTPase activator activity. The transcript has 25 exons. The record is from RefSeq and is a predicted model, not a curated record.
AUGGCUGCUGACAGUGAUCCCGAGUCGGAGGUAUUUGAGAUCACCGAUUUCACUACCGCAUCGGAGUGGGAGAGGUUUGUGACCAGGGUCGAGGAGGUGCUGAACGAUUGGAAGCUGAUUGGUAGCAGUGCAGGAAGACCUCUGGAGAAGGGUGAAUACUGUACUGGCACCUGGGAGGAGAAGAAUCAGGACAUAAACUUUGCCGAUUUCAAAUUCUCAGUAACACAUCAUUAUCUGAAGCAGGAUUCAGCUGAGAAUGAUGGAAGGGAGGAACCUGAAGAAGAUGCUGUCCCCGGAGCCAUGCAGGACCUGCUGUGUAUGAAUAAUGACUUCCCUCCCAGAGCGCACUGCCUCGUCAGAUGGUACGGUCUGCGCGAGUUUGUGGUCAUUUCUCCGGGGGCGAACUGUGAGGCCAUCAUCAGCGAAUCCAAAUGUAACCUGCUGCUGAGCUCCGUCUCCAUCUCACUCGCCAACACAGGCUGCCAGGUUCCCGUGUUCGUCCAGAUCCAGCAGAAAUGGCGGCGGAUGUACGCUGGCGAGUGCCAGGGACCGGGCGUGCGCACCGACUUCGAGAUGGUGCACCUCCGCAAAGUGCCCAGCCAGUACAACCACCUCUCCGGCCUACUGGACAUCUUCAAGUCCAAGAUUGGCUGCCCUCUCACCCCCCUGCCGCCCAUCAGCAUCGCCAUCAGGUUCACGUACGUCCUCCAGGACUGGCAGCAGUGCUCCUGGCCCCAGCAGCCCCCAGAUUUCGAUGCUCUCCUGGCCGGGGAGGUGGGUGGGGUGGAGUUUGGGAAACUCCCCUUUGGGGCGUGCGAAGACCCUAUCAGUGAGCUACAUUUGGCAACCACGUGGCCUCAGCUGACGGAAGGGAUUGUGGUGGACAAUGACGUGUAUUCCGAUUUGGAUCCUCUUCAGGCUCCCCAUUGGUCAGUGAGAGUAAGGAAAGCAGACAACCCCCAGUGCUUGUUGGGUGACUUCUUGAUGGAGUUCUUCAAGCUGUGCUGUCGGAAGGAGUCCACCGAGGAUAUUCUGGGGAAGAAUUCUCUUGAGGAAGAGGGCAAAGAGAACAGUGACAUCAGCCAGGCUCUGUCCAAACUGACGGAGCCCAGCACGGUGCCCAUGUCCCGGCUGUCCGUGUCCAACAUGGUCCACAGCGCGCGCAGGCGGAUCCGCCGGCACCGCCGCGUCGAGGAGUCGCCGCUCAGCAGCGACGUGCUCAACUCCAUCCUGCUGUAUCUGUUUCCAGACGCCACCGAGAGACCCUCUGAGGGAAGCGACGGCAAGGCUGCUCAAUCGAACGCCGAAUCCAAGGUGGACAAGGAGUCGGAGGACUACAAGCUGUACAACCAGCUGAAGUCGGCACCCUCGGACAGUCUGACAUACCGCCUGGCGCUCUGCCUCUGCAUGGUCAACUUCUACCACGGGGGAGUGCGGGGCGUGGCGCACCUGUGGCAGGAGUUUGUGCUGGAGAUGCGCUACCGCUGGGAGAACAACCACCUGGUGUACGGGCUGGCUAGCGGGCCUCCGGACCUCAGGUGCUGCCUCCUCCACCAGAAGCUGCAGAUGCUGAACUGCUGCAUCGAGAGGAAGAGGAGCAGGGACGAAGGGCGGAAGGGCGGCGGGGGCGCGGAGGCCGGGAGGGAGAGGAAGGUGUCGGGGUGCGAGAACGGGCGGCUGGGCUCGGCGGAGGGGGCGGAGGCCUCCUUCGGGAAGUCCUGGGACUCCUGGAGCGACAGCGAGGGCGAGGACGAGUUCUUCGAGUGCCUGAGCGACACGGAGGAGCUGAAGGAGGCCCCGCCCGACGGGGGGAAGGGCGCGGCCAAGCCCAAGCCCGAGGGCCGCCUGCACCCCCACGGCAAGCUGACCCUGCUCAACUCCAGCGAGCCCCUCUACAUCCCCGUCACGCAGGAGCCGGCGCCCAUGACCGAGGACCUGCUGGAGGAGCAGUCGGAGGUCCUGGCCAAACUGGGGACGUCGGCCGAAGGGGCCCACCUCAGGGCCCGCAUGCAGAGCGCCUGCCUGCUCUCCGACAUGGAGUCCUUCAAGGCGGCCAAUCCCGGGUGCUCCCUGGAGGACUUUGUGCGGUGGUACUCCCCGCGGGACUACGUGGAGGAGGAGACCGACGAAAACGGUCAGACAGUUGUCAGGGGCGACCUGAGCGCCCGGAUGAAGAUCCCGGGGAACAUGUGGGUGGAGGCCUGGGAGACCGCCAAGGCCACGCCCGUGCGCCGGCAACGCAGGCUCUUCGAUGACACCAAGGAGGCGGAGAAGGUGCUGCACUACCUGGCGGUGCAGAAGCCGGCCGACCUGACCCAGCACCUGCUGCCCUGCGUGCUGCAGGCCGCCAUCCUCAAGAUGAAGGACGAGGAGUCGUCCGAGGACAUCCCUUCUGUGCGGAAAACCAUCCAACAAGUCAUCUCCCACUCCAGCAAACUCCUGCGUCACCCCAAUCCAGACAACAAAAAGCUGGAGGACGUCAUCAGCCAGCUCAUGGAGAUGGAGGCGGUGGUGGCCCGUGCCCGCUCGCUGAAGGCCAAGUUCGGGAUCGGGAAGGGCGAGAGGGGCAACGAUGCUGAGGACCUGGAGAGAUUUGUCAGCUCCCUCCUGGAGGAGCCAGAGGUGAUGGUGAUUGGUGCUGGACGAGGUCCUGCUGGCAGCAUCAUCCACAAAUUAUUUGUCAACGCACAGAGGUUGGCUGACUCCACAGAUGAGACGGCCCUGCUGUCACCGAUGGAGGAAGAGUCAGGGAGGGCGGGCGUGGCCGAGGACAGGAGACCCGGAGGGGGCGGGGUGCCGGACUUCCCUCCCCCCGCGGGGCGGGAGAUCCUGCUGCGUACCUGCGUGCCGCGGCCCGCCCCCUACUCCAAGGCCCUCCCACAGCGGAUCUUCUGCGUGCUCAUGAGGGACGACUUCAGACUGGCCGGGGCCUUCUCCUCCGACACCUCCUUCUUCUGAGCGGCCCGAGCGACUGGGGGAGGGGGAGGGGCAAGGGGGGCGGAGCCACCGGGGACACCGCUCACAGGGCCCGCCGUCCUCUCCCCCCCAGUCCCCCACAGCGUAAGCCGACUCACAUCCUCUCUCAACUCUCCCACAACCACAUCACCAUACAUAUUUAAUGAACCAUCUGUGUGCAUUUACACCCAUCCGGAUCCAGCUGAAGUAUUUCUCUGAGGGAAUUAUUUCUUGAGUUUUUUUUUUUUUGUACGUUAUGUUAGUCUUACUUUUAAUUGUACAAUUUUUCCAUGUAAUCAAGAGCCAAAAAAAAGAGGGGGGGAAAAAUAACCGCUUAAUUAUCUGAGAGCCGAGGAAGCGACGGACCGUCCCCGCUUCACGACGUGAUGUUGACAUUGUGUGCUCGUAAUUAGCGAAAUUUGUACACUUUAAAAACGGUGAGAAAAUGAAAAUUCACUUCAGCAUCUGUGAACUUGUAGCGCUGCAUAACCAAGUGUCUGUACAAAAAAAAAACGUCCCAUCCCACCCAUCUCGUCACAUCCCUUAAACAAAGAGGUUAUAUUUUCAGAUACUGAAAUACGCAAAGAUUCUUUUCGUGCCACUAGAUCGUGUCGUUUGUGGCUUUGUGACACAAGUGUUGUUUACCGAGUGGUUUAAAUGCAUUAAACAGCCUCAGUUAGGCCUGUUCUCCCUCUAAUUUGAGUGCGGUAGUGUAUAUAAUUAUCACUUGUAUGAGAGGGCCACAAUGCAUGCGUGUAGACAUGGUAACUAGCAUAUUUUUAAUACAUAACAAACCUUGGUUGAAAGUGCAAUUAUAGAGAUUAUAUAUUGUGAAGAUGUAGCCUUACCAUCUGCGGCGAAGAAAAAUGUCAUGGUUAAUGUCGUUAGUGCAGUUCCUAUGACUAAUGAUGUAAGGUCUGAUUAAUGGUUAAAUUACUGAGUAAUUUUAUCGUAUAUCCUGGAGGAAACAACGGAUAUUUCAUACGUAUCUUGUCAGUUGUGGACUCAACAUAUUAUGAAUGAUGUUGUUAUUGUGGAAUUAGCCAAAGUAUGCACAUUUCAGCUGGGUGUAUUGGGCUUAAAUGUUGGACGGCUCCUGGUUUGAUACUCUAAAAAUGGGUAUGAAUAAAGUUUUAAUGGAAAAUGAAAGCAUCGCUUUUUUUAUUUUACUUGACUGUAUAACUCGAUAUUUGUGCUGCUAGAUCUGUUGAUAAAAAUUGUGUCCUCGGUGAGAUAAAAUCAUGGUUUGUAUUUUCAAAUGUCGAAUAUAUUCUCUUGCAUUAUGUGACUUCAGUCAUAUUUGCCUGUGUAAACUGAUGUUAUGGAAACUGUGAGCUAUGUACAGCUCCGUGGGUAAAGCAGUGAAUGAAAUAAAUGUAAUUUGUCUUUGA